Messenger RNA from Klebsormidium nitens, 2147 nucleotides. The record is from the annotation of a GenBank genome assembly. NCBI's taxonomy places the organism in Eukaryota, Viridiplantae, Streptophyta, Klebsormidiophyceae, Klebsormidiales, Klebsormidiaceae.
CUAGCUAAAAGUUAUUAAAACUGAAAGCAGCUAGCAAGCUUGCAAUGUGCAGCCUCGGGAAAGCUAUUGCACGAUUGUGAAAGUCAAUCGAGGAGAAGGGAAAAGAGGAAGGGGAGUGUGGUGAGCUGUGGCUCACUAUAAUCGAUACUGCAUUGUGCUGCCUUCAGACAGUUGGGUGCGCGGGCAUCUGAAGCAACCUGCAAAUGGCUAGCUCAGAUGGAGGUCCCUCCAGCUCCAAGCCAAGGGACAGUGAAGACCCGCGGGUCUUUGACUUUCUUCCUUUUUACAAGCAGCAAGAGUUCUGUGACCGGAUCAUCCGGCUGGAGAUUCUUCAGGACAACACUUCUUCGCCAGUUGUCAAUCAGGCGGUUCAUUGCACAGCCACUGCAACAUGCACUGGGAAGAGAGAGGCAAACGGUCUCAAAAUGCAAGUGAAUAUAGGGGACUGUGGAGAUGCGGGCGAAAGGAUCACCGGUAGGAAGCGGCCGAGAGAUCUGGAAGGGGCAGGCUCUGCAGGACAGUCAGGAUCUGCAAGCCCUGCUUCGGACGGCGAUGACAGAGCGGGUGCAAGUAAGUCUCAAAAUGAUCCAGCCGCAGAGGAGUCCCAUGGGGAGGGUUUGCUCGAGGGCCAAGAAGAUCCCCAAGAGAGUGCAAAGGCUGGAGAAAGCGGCGCGAGAGGCCUUUCAGAAGAGGAGAUGGAAAAGCACAGGAGUCCGUUGAGAGAAGCGAUGAUCUGUAUGGCUGAGGGCGAUGCGAGGGAGAGCACUCACGGAGAGGACGAGGCAGAGGAGGUUCCGAUCAGCGCGGCUGUUGUUGCGGCGAAGAGCGACGUGCUGAGGACCAUGAUGCUGUCCAGGAUGAAGGAGUCGCAGCGGGACGCCCCGAUUGUUUUGAAGGUUACUCAGCGAGAGAAAGCAGCCUUUCUGGAGAUGCUUCGCUUCAUCUACGCCGGGCGCCUCUCAGACUGGCUGCUCGAUCCCGCCACACCCGUCAGUUGGCUCGUCGACCUAGUUCUGGCCGGUGACAAGUUUGGAGUCGGCUCCCUGCUGACCAGCAUCAACCUAGUUCUUCGGCAACGCUUGGACAACUUUGCCGUUGCUGAGGUCAUCCUGGCAAUCCCCGAUGCCAUUCUUUCCAGCAGGGAGGAGUUUGGGGAGCUGAUCAACAAUGCCCGCAAGAUCCUCGUAGGGCGCUUUAAGAGAGUGUUCGACUGGGCGUCUUGCUCCGAGUUUCUGGCAUUGAAUCAGAAGGCGGUGGAGCUGCUUCUGGAGUCGGAAGAACUAGAGGCGGCAGACGAGGAACAAGUGUUCCGGGCCGUGAUGACGUGGCUCUCCAGCAAUGUCGACGAACCGGCGUCAAAGCAGGAUGUGAUGAGGAGCCUGGCGCCGAGCAUACGCUUUGGGCGCAUGCGGGGGGAGUUCUUAGAAAGGGACGUCCUUGGAAUGCCGGAAAUGCGAUCAGUCGAGGUCGAAGCAUUGGUGCGAGAAGCGUUGUCCUUCCGAACGUGGUCUGAUGAGGAAAAGCUGCGGGCGUCCGCGACGAGGCGCUUCCACGAACGGAGGGGCAUUGCGGAAUCAAACAUUGAGGUCAUGCUCACGGUGAGACUGGCGGACAUUGGUAAUCCAGAAGCGAGUCGCGUUGUGCAGUGGGCAGAAAGAUAUUGGUGGAUCAAGUUGAAGGUGCGUGGAGACAAACAACCAGCCACUGUCGGGGUGCACCUGUAUUGUUCCGGUCGACGAGGUGCGCCCUCUGCGCAACGGGCCGAUAGGGUCAACGUCGCCUUUUAUGCACGCAGCUGGCGGAGCGGUUGGUGGGCGCUUUUGAAGAAGUCCGAAUCCUGUUGGGAAUUGUCACAAGCAGAUGAUAGUUCGUUAGGGUAUGGUGACUUGUUUGGAAUGUCUUGGGAUGAAGUGAAGUCAUCUUGCUACAAGACGUGCACUGGAGAGGUCACUGUCAAGGUCAAGCUAAGUCGAGCGUGAACAAACUUAGGGAGGGACCAUUGCGAUUGUAGCAUUACUGUCGCCCAACCAAUGCCCGACUACAUUGAAAAAUGCAACAAAGCUUUAGCGCCUAUUGCAACUGGAGGGGAUCUAUUUUGCCCUCUAUGAUUGCUAGCAGCCAUGAGUUCGUAAUAGUUAAUGUGCGGC